Messenger RNA from Dibothriocephalus latus, 177 nucleotides. The record is from the annotation of a GenBank genome assembly. NCBI's taxonomy places the organism in Eukaryota, Metazoa, Platyhelminthes, Cestoda, Diphyllobothriidea, Diphyllobothriidae.
ACACUUUACGAAAUGGGUCAGUUCCUGAUUGCCUACCAGCCGCCGAUGCGCCAACUGACUCAGAUUCUCCUCAACCUGGGUAUAGAGACACCGGGAACUCCUGGAGAUCCGCUGCCAGACGUCAAGACUUUAAUUCCCGCCUCCCCGCCGGAGGAGAGUGCCUCGGCCAAGAAGUAA